AUGGUGAACAAACUGAGUGGUGUUGAUCGUGUGCGAGCUCAUCUAUUAGGAGAAGGCCCAGGCAGCAAGGAUAUUGUGAGUUGUCCUCUCAUCCCAGGUAACAAGAAAGCGGAUCUGCUCAAUAUGCAAAAGGUUAUUGAUUCCGAGAAAGGGGCAAGGGGGAAGAAACGGCCGAAUGAAUCUGGUGGUGCUUCUGUCCAAGGAUUUCCACUGGUGGUAUCAUCCCAGUCAAGUGGAAGUGGCUGCAGUUCCCUAUUUUUUAGCAAACAGAGUCAAGUCCAUAUUGUUGAUUCGAUGGAUCCUGAGCGGAAGAACCGAGUUGAUGUGGCUAUCGGAAGAUUUUUCUGGAAUGAACACAUUCCAUUUGUCAAGGCUCGGUCACCUUACUUCCUCAACAUGAUACAGGAAGUUGCCAGGCAUGGUGUGCCUUAUGCACCACCAAAAUAUGAUGAUCUCCGGGAUAAGCUUUUGGUGAAAGAGAAACGAUUCAUUGACAUUGAGAUGGCGUCCUUGAGGAAGCAGUGGGAGCAGAGGGGUGCAACCAUAUGCGCAGACGGGUGGGCAGAUAGGAGGAAUCGGCAUAUCAUGGGGCUUGUGGCAUAUAGUCAAGGACAAGGAGCUUUUUUGAAGGCUAUCGACAUUUCCUUAAGAGGAAAAACAGCUGAAAAUACUCUGCGCUGCUGGGAAGAAGGCAUUAACAUUGUAGGUGCAGAGAAUGUUAUCAUGGUUGUGACCGAUGGGGAAAAUGCAAACAGAGCAGCAGCAGCACUUUUGCAACAGAGGUACCCGAAAAUUCAAUGGGCAGCAUGUUUUGCCCAUUGCUUGAACAAUGCCUUGAAAGACUUCGGUGUACUUCCAUGGAUGGCAACACUUCUGGAGCGUGGAAAGUCUUUGGUGAUCUUCGUUAGAAACCACUCUCAUAUAGUGGCACUGCUGGCGGAGUUUACUCACAAGCGAUUGCUGCGUUAUUGUGAUACCAGGUUUGGCUACAACUUCAUUAUGAUGGAGAGGCUGGUGGAGCUCUGA
Molecule: messenger RNA, 1026 nt
Organism: Selaginella moellendorffii
Lineage: Eukaryota; Viridiplantae; Streptophyta; Lycopodiopsida; Selaginellales; Selaginellaceae
Exons: 1
Coding region: 1-1026 (341 amino acids)
Source: RefSeq, a predicted model, not a curated record